This is a messenger RNA of Arxiozyma heterogenica, 6564 nucleotides long. It is a transcript of the gene BRR2, whose product is annotated as ATP-dependent RNA helicase BRR2. Gene Ontology annotation, molecular function: nucleic acid binding; ATP binding. The transcript has a single exon. Bases 1 to 6564 code for a protein of 2187 amino acids. The record is from RefSeq and is a predicted model, not a curated record. NCBI's taxonomy places the organism in Eukaryota, Fungi, Ascomycota, Saccharomycetes, Saccharomycetales, Saccharomycetaceae.
AUGUCUGCAUUAAAUAAUGAUAAGAAUUCUAGAGAAAAAAGGAUCAAAGAAAUUUAUAGACAUGAUGAAAUGUCAAAUAAAGUUCUUCAAGUGGAUAAAAGAUUACAGAGUUUUGAAUCAGAUCCAUUGAAUGAUGCAGAAUUGUCUAAGCCAACAUCAAUGUAUGGGAAAGUUAAAUUAAGUGAUAUGGGAAAAAAUGUUAAUAAGCAAAUAGACACUGAAGAAAUUGAUAAUAUUAAAAGACAAAUUCAAAAUAAAGAUAUUUCUUUGAGCAACCAUAAUGAUAACCAGAACAAAACAGCCACUAAUAUUAUUAGCGAUAAGACUAUUUUGGAAAUGGAUAACGUCUCAACAUUGAAAUACUACCCAAGUGAUAGCUAUAAUAGUGAAAUAUAUGAAAAAAUACUGAAAUGGACUAUGGAAUUACUAGGAAAUGACAUCCCACACGAUAUUAUCUUAGAAACAUCAGAUAUCUUGAUAUAUAAUUUAAAAGAUCAAUCAAAUAAAAAUGGUAAUAAAAUCGACACAAACGUACAAGUACAACAAAAUAUUGAAAAUGAUUUAGGUGUAUCUAUUGAUACAAAGAGAUUUACAGAUUUAAUCAAACUGACAAAUAUGAUUACCGAUUAUGACUUAAACACAAAAUAUAAUACUAUUUCAAAACAGUAUGAUAAUACUAUAAUAAAGACAAAUUCACUUAGUGAUGAGGAUGUUGAGGAAAAUCAGAAUGAUAUAGAGGAUCUGAAUACUUUAGAACAAGAAUUACUUAUAGAAGAAGCAGAAGGCGAAGGGGAAGAAGCAAAUUUAUCGAAUAUCGUGAAUAACAAUAACUCUACAAUAAUUAAAGAAAAUAUCUUAGACACAAAGUUAUUACCAAAUAAAGAGGAAGUUAUAAUUGAGUCAACUAUGGAGAAAAAUAUUCUGCCAAUAAUCACCCUUAUAAAUAAAGAUUACAUCAAAAGAAGAAUACAACUAGAUUUUAAUCAGAGAGAAUCAACACUCCUUAACAAUAUAUUUAAUAAAAUUAUUAAAUUGUUAAAGUCUACUCAACAUGAUAAAAAACAAUUUAUUGAAAAAAUCGAAACUAUAUUAGACCAUAAUAAACAUCCUAAUUUAAUUAAAUUCUUUUCUAAAAAUUAUCAUAAAUUAUCUUGGGGGGUAAUUCUAUCAGAAGUGAAACCUUCAGAUCUAAAUAAUGUAUUUGAAAGAAUGAAAUUGAAUAAUUGUCAGGACCUUUUAGAGGAGUAUCUUUCAAAUAAAGACGUUGGUAAUAAUUUGUCAAUGAAAAGGUCAUUGGAAGAAAAAGAUGAUGAAAAUGAAAUAAAUGAGCAACAUCAAGGACAGAAGAAAAUAUUGCUAAAGAAGCAAAUACUUCCUCCGAUAGUAGAUCUUGAUGCAAUUAAAUUUAAUCAGAAUUUAAAUAUUUUAAAUAUUGAUAAAGUUAAUCUCCCAGAGGGUUCCUUUAAAAAAGUUAAAGACAAUUAUGAUGAAAUUCACAUUCCAGCACCAAAGAAACCAUCUGCUAAUUUUUCAUUAAUAUCUAUAUCAGAAUUACCAGAUUGGGCCCAAGAAGCUUUCCCCUCUAAGGAAACUGUAACUCUUAAUCAAAUUCAAUCAAAAGUUUAUCCUCGAGUAUUUGAGAAUGAUUCUAAUCUUUUGUUAUGUGCUCCUACUGGUGGUGGGAAAACUAAUGUGGCUAUUUUAGGUAUUUUACGCGCAUUAUCUCAUUUUCAUAAUAAUUACACCAAUAAGUUUAACCUCUCUAGUUUUAAGGUAGUCUACAUUGCUCCAUUAAAAGCGUUAGUCCAAGAGCAAGUGAGGGAAUUUCAAAGAAGGUUGUCAUAUUUAGGUAUUAAGGUAUCAGAAUUAACGGGUGAUUCUCGAUUAAAUAAGUAUGAAAUUGCUCAGUCACAUAUUCUGGUGUCAACUCCAGAAAAAUGGGAUGUUGUAACUAGAAAGAUGGACGAUUCAUCAUUUGUCCUUGACAUUAGUUUGAUAAUUAUUGAUGAAAUACAUCUUCUUCACGAUAUCAGAGGUCCUGUUUUAGAAAAUAUUGUUUCUAGAACAUUAUAUUCUCGAUAUUGGUUAAACAUUCCUAGAUUAAUUGCAUUAUCUGCAACAUUACCAAAUUAUACCGAUGUUGCCAAAUUUUUAAGAGUCCCUGAUGACUUUAUCUUUUAUUUUGAUUCUUCUUAUAGACCAUGUCCGUUGACCCAACAAUUUUGUGGUAUUCGUGAACAAAGUGCCUUAAAAAGGAUGGCAGCUAUGAAUGAUGCAUGCUACGAUAAAGUUUUUGAAUCUUUAUCUAAUAAUAAUCAAGUGAUUAUUUUUGUUCAUUCUAGAAAGGAUACUGUACGCACAGCUACUUGGUUGAAAAAUAAAUUUCUACAAACUGAUAAUAUCAAUAAGAUGAAACCGCAAGAAGCUGGUUCCAAAGAAAUUUUAUUAUCUGAAAGUAAAAACGUUAAAGAUCCAACUUUAGGAAAAUUGUUUGAAUAUGGAAUUGGUAUUCAUCAUGCAGGAUUGACCAGAGAGGAUAGGUCAUUAUCCGAGGAUUUGUUUGCUGACGGUCUAUUAAGAGUAUUGGUAUCAACUGCCACUUUAGCAUGGGGUGUCAAUUUACCUGCACACACAGUUAUUAUUAAAGGUACUGAUGUGUAUUCUCCUGAAAAAGGUACAUGGGAACAACUUUCACCACAAGAUAUUUUACAGAUGUUAGGAAGAGCCGGUAGACCUAGAUAUGACACUCAUGGUGAAGGUAUCAUUAUAACUAAACAAUCUGAUUUACAAUAUUAUUUAGCAAUUCUUAAUCAACAAUUACCAAUCGAAUCACAGUUAAUGUCAAGAUUAGAUGAUAGUGUGAAUGCGGAAAUAGUUCUGGGAAAUAUUAAAUCAAGGGAAGAUGCAAUAAUAUGGCUAACCUAUACAUAUUUGUAUAUUAGAAUGCUUGUGUCUCCUACCUUGUAUAAGGUUGACACAUUUGGAAAUUCUGAUGAGCCAACUCUUUCAUCAUUUAGAGCAUCCAUUGCGCAUAGUGUCCUGACUAAAUUACGAGAUCAACAAUUAAUUAUAUAUAAUGAGGAAGAUGGUUCCGUAGAACCUACAGAACUUGGCCGUAUCGCAUCUUACUUCUAUAUUAAACCUGAAUCAAUAACUAUUUACAACAGGGAGUUAACUGAUCGUAGUACUAUUAUAGAUAUGUUUAGAAUAUUUUCUCUUUCAGAUGAAUUUAAAUACAUAUCUAUUCGUCAAGAAGACAAAAUUGAGUUACAAGAAUUAUAUAACAAAUGUCCAAUACCUAUUAAAGAUAAUAUUACUCAUCCAACUACUAAAGUGAAUAUAUUAUUACAAGCAUACAUUUCUCAAUUAAAAUUUGAUGGAUUUGCACUGAAUGCUGACAUGGUAUUUAUUCAACAAAAUGCAGGACGAUUAAUAAGGGCUAUGUUUGAAUUAUGCUUAAGGAUGAAAUGGUCUCAACCAAGUAAGGUACUGUUAAGUUUAGCAAAAUCUAUUACUUGGAAGAUGUGGUCCACUAACACACCUUUAAGACAAUUUAGAAAAUGCCCUACAGAAGUGAUAAAGCGUGCUGAAUCAGCUAUAUUACCAUGGACAAAGUAUCUUGAAUUUACUUCACCUUCAGAAUUGGGCCAAGCUAUACGAGUUGAGGGCUACGCAAAAUUGGUAUACGACUUAAUUCAAAGAUUUCCAACUGUAAAAAUUAAUUCAAUAAUCCAACCAUUAACACCAAGUUUGUUAACAUUUGAAAUCCAAAUUUUACCACAUUGGAUAUGGGAUGAAGGCAUUCAUGGAACAGGCGAAAUUUUUUGGAUAUUUCUUGAGGAUACAGAUGGCAGGGAAAUACUCUAUGCCGAUACAAUUUUAAUAAAGGAAUCAGAUAUCGAUAUUGAACAGUCAUUAUCUUUCCAUCUCCAAAUAUCACCCUCACAACAAAAACGGUUACCUCCUACAGUAUAUAUAAGUGUUAUCUCAGAAAGGUGGUGGCAUUGUAUAUCACGGUCACCUAUCGUAUUAGAAACUAUAAAGUUACCAAAAAAAUUUCCGUUGGGCAGAGAACUUGACGAUGUUGAUAAAGUUAUAGUAGAUUCGUUAGGGUAUAAAGAACUCAACGACAUAUUUAAAGGUAUUACAUUUAAUGACAUUGAGAAAGACGUUUUUCCUGUUUUAUUUGAAUCAAAUGAAAAUAUUUUAAUCGGUUGUCCUAGAGGAUCUGGCAAGACAAAUAUGGCAUUACUUGCGAUAUUAAACCAUUGGAGACAAAAUAAAGGUAGAGCUGUAUAUAUCAGUACCUCUCAAGAUCAUAUAAACAACAAUUAUGACCAAUGGAAUAAAAAAAUAAGUCAUAUUGCUGGAGGGAAAACUAUUAAUAAAUUAGGCGAUAAUUUAACAUCUAAUAUAAAACUCUUAGCUCAAAGUCAUUUGAUAUUAGCUACACCACAACAAUUUGAUGCCUUGUCACGUAACUGGAGAAAACGUAAGAAUAUCCAACGUAUUGAAUUAUUCAUCUUCGAUAAUAUUAAUGAAAUUAGCCAUGAAUCUUUUGGAUAUCUAUAUGAAAAUAUGAUUUCUAGAAUUAUUUUUAUGUAUUCUCAUAUUAGCAAUGAUAUUAGGAUUGUUGGACUUUCGUCAUGUUUACCAAAUGGUAUUGAUUUGGGUGAUUGGAUUGGUGUAAAGAAGGAAAAUGUUUAUAAUUAUAUUCCAAAUACCAGACUUAAUCCAGUUGAAAUUCAUCUUAAGUCGUUUUCCAAUAUUAAUCAUUUACCAUACACGCCAACUAUGAUACGUUAUGCAUUUGAUAAAAUGAAAAAUAAGGCUCACUCAACACCAUCAAUUAUAUAUUUGAAUUCACGUAGAGAUUGUGUUGAAAUUGCUAAAAAAAUUAUAACUCUCUCUAAAAUUUUUGGAUGGAAUAUGUUAAAGACUGAAGGUGAACAGAUUGAGAAUUAUGUCAACUCUCUAGUUGACAAUGCAUUGAAAACAUGUUUGUUAAACGGUAUUGGUAUAUUGUACACAGGGAUAAAUAAAAAAGAUAGAAAGCUUAUCCAAGAUCUUUAUAACCAUGGUGUCUUCUCCAUUCUUCUCAUUACAAAAAAUUUUUCAUAUGAUGCACCCAAAGCAGAUAUGAUAGUAGUUUUGGGUACAGAGUGUCUAGAUUACAAAACAAAUAAAUAUGUUAACUAUCAAGCUGAUGAAAUUUCUGAGAUUCUUGGUUGUGUUAGCUCUAAUCAUCAUAUAGCGGGAAAACUUUUUAUUCUUACAAAUGAUUACCAUAAAGCUUACUAUCGCAAGUUUAUUUCAGAACCUGCGCCAGUUGAAAGUUAUUUAUAUUAUUUCUUACAUGAUUCUUUCAUUAAUGAGAUAAACAAUAUGGUAAUCACCAACAAGCAAGAUUGUCUUGAUUGGUUAACUUAUUCAUAUUUUUAUAGAAGAAUACAUGCUAAUCCUAGUUUCUAUGGUGUUACUGAUAAUUCCUCUUAUGGAAUAUCUGCAUAUUUAAGUGAAUUAGUUGAAACUACAAUUAAUGAUAUGAUUGAUUUGAAUUUAAUACAAAUAAAAGAAGCUAACCAUGAUGGAAAUGCAGAAAUAAUAUCCCCAUUAAAUGGAUGUUUAAUUGCCUCACAUUAUAGUGUAUCUUUUUUUACAAUGAACAUUUUUGUUAAAACGUUGACAAUUGAUUCCACACUGAAGGAUAUCCUAUUAGUUUUAUCUUAUGCUACAGAGUUUGAACCUAUUCCUGUGGAGAAAGAUGACAUAUUAAGGCUUUCUAGGAUAGAAAAAAUAUUGCCAUUACAAUAUCCUGAUAGUAAAAGACUUAAUAUUGUUUCUUAUAAAGUAUUUAUAUUAUUACAGGCGUAUUUUUCUAGAAUAUCUCUAUCAGUUGAAUUUAAAAAUGAUUUAAGAUUGAUACUACGUAAAACAGAAUCAUUGAUCAAUGCCAUGGUUGAUAUUUUAUCAGGUGAAGGGUUUUUAAAUGCAACUAUAGCAAUGGAUCUUUCUCAAAUGAUCAUGCAAGCUGUUUGGGAUGUUGAUUCACCAUUGAAACAAAUUCCAUUUUUUACAGGAAAUAUAUUGGAAAAAUGCAAAGAAUUAAAAGUUGAAACUGUAUAUGAUGUAAUGGCUCUAGAAGAUAAAGAUCGCGAAUAUAUCAUGACAGUAUCUGAUGAAAAGUUAAUUAAAUUGGCUGACUUUAUAAACAAUUACCCUAAUAUCGAAAUGGACUACACUAUAGAACAUAGUAAAUUUAAAACUGAUGAACAAAUUAUGGUGCAUAUCACUCUAAGAAGAGACGACGAGCCAGAAACAUUGAUUGUAACUUCUGAAUAUUAUCCUUAUGAGAAAAUUGAAAGAUGGUGGAUUGUCAUAGGUGAUAGUUCUAAACGUGAGUUAUAUGCUCUUAAGAAAGUUACAUUAUCAACAGAAGCUCAACAAUAUGAUAUACCAUUUGAACUUUCCAAAGUAGGAAAACAUGAUUUGACUAUUUGGUGUGUAUGUGACUCAUAUCAAGAUGCUGAUAAAGAAGCUUCAUUCUUUAUAGAAAUUAUAUAG